This is a messenger RNA of Pseudophryne corroboree (corroboree frog), 2753 nucleotides long. It is a transcript of the gene NXN, whose product is annotated as nucleoredoxin. NCBI's taxonomy places the organism in Eukaryota, Metazoa, Chordata, Amphibia, Anura, Myobatrachidae. The record is from RefSeq and is a predicted model, not a curated record. Gene Ontology annotation, molecular function: thioredoxin-disulfide reductase (NADPH) activity. The coding region runs from base 240 to 1520 and encodes 426 amino acids. Gene Ontology annotation, cellular component: nucleus. The transcript has 8 exons. Gene Ontology annotation, biological process: negative regulation of Wnt signaling pathway; negative regulation of protein ubiquitination.
CCAGAUGGCACUGCUCGCAUCGCCCAGCAGCACUGAUCUCCUCCCCUCCUCCCCUGUGCCCAUGUGCAGCCGCCGCCGGCUCCCGUCCGCCGCAGCAGCCAAUCGGCUCAGUGCAGCCCGGACUGUCUCUGGCGCAGCUCGUGUGGCGCAGGCGGCUCACCCCCCACCCGGCCGCCGGGGAGCGCGUCUGUGAAGCCGGAUCCAGCGCACAGGAGAGCGGGGGUGACAGGCCGAGCAGUAUGUCAGAGCCCGGGUUGGCAGGGGAGAAGCGGGGCGAGCACUCCGGGUUGCCGCUGCUGGAGUUGCUGGGGGAGAAGCUGGUGACUGCGGAGCGGGAGGAGGUGGAUGUGCAGUCCCUGGGAUCCCGGGUGUCACUGCUCGGGCUGCUGUUCGGCUGUGGGAUGAGCGCCCCAUGCCUGCAGCUAUUACCCGGCCUCAGCGACUUCUACUCCAAGACCCGGGACCGCCUGGAGAUUAUCUUCAUUUCUUCAGACCCCGACCAAAAGAAAUGGCAGCUCUUCCUCAAGGACAUGCCCUGGCUGGCACUACCUUACCAGGAGAAACACAAGAAGUUGAAACUGUGGAACAAGUACAGAAUUUCCAACAUUCCCUCACUGAUCUUUAUUGAGGCAUCUACGGGGAAGAUUGUGUGUAGGAAUGGCCUCUUGCUAAUAAGAGAUGAUCCAGAAGGUCUGGAGUUUCCUUGGGGUCCAAAGCCUUUCUGUGAAGUUAUUGCUGGACCUUUGCUCAGGAGCAAUGGCCAGUCCCAGGAAAGUAGUACUUUGGAAGGCUCUUAUGUUGGUGUUUAUUUCUCUGCACAUUGGUGUCCUCCUUGUCGAAGUUUGACAAGAGUGCUGGUGGAAUCUUAUCGGAAGAUCAAAGAGUUAGGCCAAAAAUUUGAAAUUGUUCUAGUUAGUGCUGACAGAUCUGAAGAAUCAUUUAAACAGUAUUUCAGUGAGAUGCCCUGGACAGCUGUUCCAUAUAGUGAUGAGGCGAGAAGGUCUCGACUGAAUCGUUUGUAUGGAAUACAAGGUAUUCCUAAUCUCAUUAUAUUGGAUCCGAAAGGAGAGGUCAUCACACGACAGGGAAGAGUGGAGGUCCUACAUGAUAUUGACUGCAAAGAGUUCCCAUGGCACCCAAAGCCUGUUGUGGAGCUGACAGAGUUGAAUGCAGUGCAGCUGAACGAGGGUCCCUGCCUUGUUCUUUUUGUAGACUCUGAUGAUGAUGGAGAAUCCGAGGCAGCGAAACAGCUCGUUCGACCCAUAGCAGAGAAAAUUAUGGCACAAUAUAAAGCCAAAGAUGAGGAAGCACCACUACUGUUCUUCGUGGCCGGAGAGGAUGACAUGACAGACUCCCUGCGGGACUUCACAAACCUCCCAGAAGCCGCUCCUCUGUUAACCAUACUGGACAUGUCUGCCAGAGCAAAGUAUGUCAUGGAUGUGGAGGAGAUAACGCCAGAGAUUGUGGAGAGUUUUGUCAACGACUUCUUAGCAGAAAAACUGAAACCAGAGCCCAUAUAACAAGACAUUGAUAGUGUCUCCAUGCCGUGCAAAAAGUUAUUUAAAAAAACACAACUGCAAUCUCCUCUUGCCACAAGGAUUUUAAAUAGUAUCUCUUCUGAGAACGCCUUGUCGAGGUGCCUUUAUGUGUCUUUGUUUUUAAAAGAAUCUGAUCCUUCAGAACUGUGUUGUGCCAUAUGCCUCUCAAGAAAGCUUCAUCAAGUGUAUUGCAAGCCCGGAUUUCAGUGUCCCUUUAGUCAUCGGCACUAGGCCCUAAACCUUCGGUAUUAAGAUUGUCUAUACUGUAAUUCUGGUUUUGCUGUUCUCCUGCAACGGACUGCCUCAGCAGUGCAAACGUGUUACCUCUAGUACAUGUACUAUUUUCAUAGUCUGCAAUAUCAGGCACUCCUUCAACUUUCUACUUCUACAGUAUGUCCCUGUUUUGUUUUCACAUGCAGUUUUAAAUACACUAUCAGUCAGUGUUUUUUGCUUGAUUGCUUUUGUAUGUUCAAGGAACUUCAUGUACCGUGAAUAGAAUUUCACAUGUCAGUAUUCAUGUACUGUUUGUCACCUUCUGGAAUAGCAGUACUGUGCACAUGUUCAUUUGUAGUAUAAAGUUACCCUGUCCCAAUUUUACUAACUCUUCACACCUUUCCCACUUCAUUAUGUGUAAAGCACAAACCUGACAUUCUUUGGUAGUAACUUACAUUUUUUGUAUUUUCACUUUGACAACUAUCCAAACAUCCAUACAGUCACACUUUUUUUUAUAUUCAAAAGGACAAAGGAUGUGGAAUAUAUUUGCAGGGUGCAUUAAAGUCAGAUCAUCGUCAUCAAUUUCAAUAACGUUUUGUCUUGUAAUAUUAUUCAAAGAUUCUGCACAAGUUUUCCUGUGGAUCAAAAUAUAUACUGCUUGGGAAGAAGUUAUCACAGAUUGGCAUUGUGUGUAUGUUUGUUGUACCUUGUCUUGAACGAGGAAGGCACGUGAAUGUAAAAUUAGGAACAAGGCGUUUCAGUACAACGGUGAGAAAGGUUUCUGAUAAAUCUGUUCUGCUCUGCUGUGGUGGUUUAUUACUGUCAAAGCAGUAUUCUCACUGACUUGUAUUACUGUGAUCACACAGAGUGUGUCCUGUCCUCUACUGGCUGCUAGGCCAUACCACUGUAACAGAGUUAUCAGAAGCAUUUGCCAGUCAAAAUAUUCACCAACAGAUGUUUAUUAAUUAAGCCAGUUUCAAUAAAGUGAUCAUGUGUAAAUAU